Molecule: messenger RNA, 1162 nt
Organism: Brassica napus (rape)
Lineage: Eukaryota; Viridiplantae; Streptophyta; Magnoliopsida; Brassicales; Brassicaceae
Product: transcription factor bHLH35-like
Exons: 5
Coding region: 220-960 (246 amino acids)
Biological process (GO): regulation of DNA-templated transcription
Cellular component (GO): nucleus
Molecular function (GO): DNA-binding transcription factor activity; sequence-specific DNA binding; protein dimerization activity
Source: RefSeq, a predicted model, not a curated record
UGAAAAAAAUCUAGAUCUGUACAGUAAGUAGAUAACAAGUUCAAGUGUGUAACUGUGUAUAUUAACUGGAAGUCUACGUUGUUGUCUCCCGAGACUUUGGUUCACUGUCUCAUUCUCACACUCUCAUUGGCCUUCUCUAUAUAAAGCUCACAGGUCGAGAGAGACAAGGAGACACUACAAACGAUCAGACAGUUUGAGUAGAAAGAGAUCUGUCGGAAAAUGGAGAAUAUCGACCAAGAAUUCAACAAUUACUGGGAACACAACUCCUUCCUCCAAAACGAAGACUUCGAAUACGACAGCUGGCCUUUGGAGGAGGCUAUAUCUGGGUCGUAUGAUUCGAGCUCGCCUGAUGGGGCGGCUUCGUCGCCGGCUUCUAAGAAUAUUGUAUCGGAGAGAAACAGAAGACAGAAACUUAACCAGAGACUCUUCGCUCUUCGAUCAGUUGUUCCUAAUAUCACUAAGAUGGAUAAAGCAUCAAUAAUCAAAGAUGCUAUUAGUUACAUACAAGGGUUACAAUAUGAAGAAUCGAAGCUCGAAGCUGAGAUCAGAGAACUUGAAUCUACACCGAAGAGUUGCUUGAGUUUCAGUAAAGAUUUUGAUCCUGAUUUACUGGUUCCUGUCACGUCCAAGAAAAUGAAACAGCUUGAUUCUGGUUCUUCCCGUUCUCUCAUCGAAGUUAUCGAAUUGAAGGUAACAUCCAUGGGAGAGAGGAUAAUGGUGGUGAAUGUAACAUGUAAUAAGAGGACAGACACAAUGGUGAAACUGUGUGAAGUCUUUGAGUCAUUGAAUCUCAAAAUCCUUACUUCCAAUCUCAACUAUUUCUCUGGCAUGAUCUUCAACACUCUUUUUAUUGAGGCGGAUGAAGAAGAACAAGAGGUGGUGAGGCUAAAAAUAGAAACAGGAAUAGGAGCAUAUAAUGAAACUCAAAGCCCCACUUGGAGCAUCGACUCUCUUUACUAAUCACUUUUUUGGUUUUUGAUUUGUGUUUUUUUUCUUUACAAAUUAAUAAUAUGUCUCAGUUUUCGUUUUGUUUGUCCAUCAUGAAGACUUAUUUUGCCGUUUAUAUAAUGUUUCUAAUUAUCGUACUCCUUGAUUUGGGGGGUGGUGGUGAAUGGUAUAGUUUGUCUUUGUAUAAAUUGAAAGAAAGGAGAUUUGCGUCUUA